AACCCUCACAAUGUGUAGCAUUUCAAUAUACUUAUUCUUGUUGAUCAGUAGAUUCGGUUGAGACAAUGAACCUGUUGUUACGGCCCUGGGUGUGUAUUUACCUGUGUGACUCAGGUACCACACACCUGAGAUAAGCUCGUGAUUUCAGGAUUUUGCUGCUGUAACCGGCAUUCUAAGUUUCAUCAUCAUACUCAUGUGGUCUAUAUAGUUAGGCUCCACCCUUUAUCCUAAGGCCACGCCCCUUCACCCCUUCCAUUUUCUUUGCUCCUUGUGUGGUCUUUUGUUGGUAGGAGGUGCCUAGUGCCACAAAGCUCCGCCCCUGCCUCGCUCCUAUUGGCUGUGCCUUUUAGUUGCCCUGUGGUGACAGGCUGCAUCCUGCACCUCAAGGCCCCGCCCCCAUGCCUCUCCAACUGACUCCGCCCCUUGGUGGAUUUUACAGUACAUUUCUGGGAUGUUACAUAGCUCAGUGGUCAGUAAAGCAGCCCCUCGAGAGUCGGACCUGCUGGUGUUCAGAAAGCCCACAAACAGAACCAGGGGACCAAGUGUCUCAGGUGUAUUUAAAGGAUUUUCAGGUGUCCUGCAGGUGUGUGUCUGACGUUUACAACAUUGUGCAUCAUAACUGCGGUACUUCACCUCUCUGUUACGGGUGCCCUGGCGCAAGCAGCCUCAAAAUGUUGGCCACCUGCACACGUGUCUGCAGGUACCCUGGCUUCAAGAGCUCCGCCUCCAAAUGUGCAUCGAAAGUUCCCUGGUUGGGGUCUCGGUUGCUGCGGUGCUGGAGUCAUGCUCUCUACACAUACUCCCAGGGCAAGCCCUUUGGCCACCGGGGGGAGCUGGGGCAGGCCAAGCGCAUCGUGGUAAAGCUGGGCAGUGCCGUGGUGACCCGGGGGGAUGAGUGUGGCCUCGCUCUUGGGCGGCUGGCCUCCAUCGUUGAGCAGGUGGCAGUUCUGCAGAACCAGGGUAGGGAGAUGAUGAUCGUGACAAGCGGCGCCGUGGCCUUCGGGAAGCAAAGGCUCCGCCACGAAAUCCUGCUUUCCCAGAGUGUGCGUCAGGCGCUGCAUUCAGGCCAGAACACGCUCAAAGACAUGUCGGUUCCGGUGCUGGAGGCUCGGGCGUGCGCUGCCGCUGGUCAAAGUGGACUGAUGGCGCUCUACGAAGCCAUGUUCUCUCAGUACAGCACUUGCACCGCCCAGAUCCUGGUGACCAACCUGGACUUCCACGACGAGCAGAAGCGGCGCAACCUGAACAGCACGUUGCAGGAGCUCCUGCGCAUGAACAUCGUUCCCAUCAUCAACACCAAUGACGCUGUGGUGCCUCCGCCAGAGCCCAACAGCGAUCUUCAGGGGGUCAUCAGCAUCAAGGACAACGACAGCUUGGCGGCCCGCCUGGCCGUGGAGAUGAGGGCCGACCUCCUCAUCGCUCUCUCUGAUGUGGAAGGUCUCUAUGACAGCCCUCCAGGGACAGAUGACGCCAAACUCAUUGACACUUUCUACCCCGGCGACCAGCAGUCCAUCACCUUUGGGACAAAGUCUAGGGUGGGAAUCGGAGGCAUGGAGGCCAAGGUGAAGGCUGCCUUGUGGGCCCUGCAGGGGGGCACAUCCGUCGUCAUCGCCAACGGGACAAACCCCAAGGUCACGGGCCACGUCAUCACUGACAUCGUGGACGGGAAAAAGGUGGGGACUUUCUUCUCGGAGGUGAAGCCCGCGGGUCCCACGGUGGAACAGCAGGCGGAGAUGGCCAGAAAUGGAGGGCGGAGCCUGGCUGGAUUGCUCUCGGAGCAGAGAGGGGAGAUCAUCUACCUUCUGGCUGACCUCCUGACCGAGCGUAAGGAUGAGAUCCUCGCUGCCAAUAAGAAGGACAUGGACCUGGCCAUCAGCACAGGAUGCCUCUCGCAGGCUCUGCUGAAACGGCUAAGCCUCUCCCCGGCAAAGCUCAACAGCCUGACCAUUGGCCUGCGGCAGAUCUCCGUGGCAUCCCAGGGUAGCGUGGGCCGCGUGGUGCGUCACACGCGGGUCGCUAGCGGCCUGGAGCUCGAGCAGAUCACGAUGCCCAUCGGUGUGCUACUCGUCAUCUUCGAGUCCCGCCCAGACUGCCUCUUGCAGGUGUCUGCUUUGGCCAUCGCCAGUGGUAACGGCCUGCUGCUGAAGGGCGGGAAGGAGGCGGUCAACACCAACACCAUUCUGCACCAGCUGACCCAGGAGGCACUGUCCGUCCAUGGGGUUAGGGAUGCAGUGCAGCUGGUGAGUACGUGCGAAGGGGUGCAGGACCUCUGCCGGCUGGACAAGAUGAUCGACCUGAUCAUCCCUCGGGGCUCCUCCCAGCUGGUGCGGGACAUCCAGCGCGCGACACAAGGCAUCCCCGUGCUGGGCCACAGCGAGGGUAUCUGCCACAUUUACGUGGAUGCCCAAGCCAGCAUCGACAAGGUGGUCAAGAUCGUGAGGGACUCCAAAUGCGACUACCCAGCAGCCUGCAACGCCAUGGAGACGCUGCUCGUGCACAAGGACCUGCUGAGGAGCCCCCUGUUUGACCAGAUUGUCGACAUGCUAAGGGUGGAGGGGGUGAAGGUCCAUGCUGGGCCACGCUUUGCCUCCUACCUGACUUUCAGCCCGUCGGAGGCCAAGUCGUUGUGCACGGAGUACAGCGACCUGCAGUGCUGCAUCGAGGUGGUGGACGGCCUGCAGGGGGCCGUGGAGCACAUCCACAAGUUCGGCAGCUCACACACAGAUGUCAUCGUUACGGAGGACAAGGAGACUGCGGAGCAGUUCCUGCAGCAAGUGGACAGCGCCUGUGUCUUCUGGAACGCGAGCUCACGUUUCGCUGAUGGCUACCGCUUCGGCCUUGGAGCUGAAGUGGGCAUCAGUACAGCCCGGAUCCACGCGCGGGGUCCCGUUGGCCUCGAGGGGCUGCUGACCACCAAGUGGGUGCUACGGGGCAACGGACACUCCGUGAGGGACUUCUCUGAACAGGGGGGCAUGGAGUAUCUGCAUGAGAUUAUUCCCAUCCAGCAGCCCCUUCCUGAGCAGAGGAGCACCAAUUAGCCCCACCCUGAGAUGGCUCAGCCCCUGACAGGCUCCGCCUCCAGCUGUCUCCCAGAGAGGAAACUGAAAACAAGUUAGACUGAAACAGUGGGAGCCCAGGGAGUUACCCAACUGACCCCCAGUUUAGACCCUACCUCCAGUACAGGAAUAAAAUUUCACGCACACAAAGCCAUCACUUGCUGGACCAAACUCUCUGACAGGUAGCAUCUGAGUAAAGGAAGGCGACAUGGACAUCGACCCAGGUGGCUUUACUUCACGUCUGUCCUUCUGGUUCAGUAGGAACCCACACACACACACACACACA
Molecule: messenger RNA, 3342 nt
Organism: Scleropages formosus (Asian bonytongue)
Lineage: Eukaryota; Metazoa; Chordata; Actinopteri; Osteoglossiformes; Osteoglossidae
Gene: aldh18a1
Product: aldehyde dehydrogenase 18 family, member A1
Exons: 18
Coding region: 399-3038 (879 amino acids)
Cellular component (GO): mitochondrion; cytoplasm
Molecular function (GO): glutamate-5-semialdehyde dehydrogenase (NADP+) activity; ATP binding; glutamate 5-kinase activity
Source: RefSeq, a predicted model, not a curated record